AGCGUUUCCACCGACGUUGUUGCUUCCGACAGCGGGAUAGACGAAGUACUUUCUAGCCUUUUUUUCAGCACUUUAAACCCACAGACUUUGCUUGUUCCACUGUCAGACUAUUCAGCGACAUAGUUGUGGACUUUAUUCGUAUACCUACUACUUUUAACAAUGCCUCGGGGCGGCAAAAGAAGCCACAAGGGCAGGGGGAAGCAGUUCAGUAACCCAGAGGAGAUCGACCGACAGAUGAAAGCGCAGAAAGAGUUGGAAGAAAACCCUGGCGCAGCAGAGAAGGGAAGCGACGCAGACUCCGAUGAAGAGAGCAGCAGUGAUGAAGAAAAUGACUCCAGAAAAAGAAGUGGGGUGGAGGGGCUCAUAGAGAUUGAGAACCCAAACCGUGUGUCUCAGAAGAGCAAGAAGGUGGCGGAGUUAGACGUCAACGCUCCCAGAGAGCUGUCUCGCAGGGAGAGAGAGGAGAUCGAGAAGCAGAAGUCAAAGGAGCGCUACAUGAAGCUCCAUCUGGAGGGGAAGACGGAUCAGGCCCGGGCCGACCUCGCCAGACUGGCCAUCAUCAAGAAACAGAGAGAGGACGCAGCCAAGAAGAGAGACGACCAGAAGAAAGGUGAGAGGACACCAGAGUGCUGCGGGAAUGAGUCCUAA
Messenger RNA from Notothenia coriiceps (black rockcod), 648 nucleotides. It is a transcript of the gene pdap1a, whose product is annotated as pdgfa associated protein 1a. NCBI's taxonomy places the organism in Eukaryota, Metazoa, Chordata, Actinopteri, Perciformes, Nototheniidae. The record is from RefSeq and is a predicted model, not a curated record. Bases 160 to 648 code for a protein of 162 amino acids. The transcript is spliced from 5 exons.